This is a messenger RNA of Neltuma alba, 2901 nucleotides long. RefSeq lists its product as uncharacterized. Lineage: Eukaryota; Viridiplantae; Streptophyta; Magnoliopsida; Fabales; Fabaceae. The coding region runs from base 725 to 2806 and encodes 693 amino acids. The record is from RefSeq and is a predicted model, not a curated record. The transcript has 10 exons.
AUCUUGCAUGUGUCUUCUGUAGCAUUGCCCACCGUCGGCUUCCCUCCAAUAAUUUAUCAGUCACUGUGAUUCUAUGAAUGUUGCAACUUUCCCAUAAGGGUUGCUUCGCAAUUCUUUUCGUCUGAGAUCGACGGUCUGAUUCGUGAAAAUUGGCAGGCGUUGGAGGUGUUAUCUCCUUUGCUUAAAAGUCGAGACAUUCCUUUGCUCUGUGACUCAGCAUUUUUUUGGCGGGUUAUGUCGGUAGUGCUCAGUACAAAUUUUUGGGCAAACGAAUGGUCGCAGCACUCUUUUAUUUUCUGUAUGGGUCUCAAAGGAUCUUGAUUGCCCUGGCGUGUACCCCAAGUAUGCUUAUUCUUUGUUGGUUAAUACUUAAUGCAUCGUCACUGCCUACCUAACGGACUAUAUCGUAUCUGUUGAGCCCUAUUUUUGUGACUCCCGAGAAGUUCCAGAGGUUGUAAGAACUGAUGCAGUUUAUUUUGCUUCUAUAUCUAUUGACAAAUUGUUCUUGCUUUUCUGUCCUUGGUUCUCUGGAAGUCCGUUCCACCUGAAUUAUCAUAAAGAUGGAUUUUGAUGGGUUGAAUCUUUGAUGGAUCGAUUUGAGGAUUCGUCUUGAUGCAACUUCUUGUUGGAAAGAUUUAUGUGCGAAUGGAUGCAAUAACUACAACAGAAAUCCCAUUAGUCGAUAUCUUUUUUACCACUUGAACAAAUAGUGAGGAGAAAAGAGAUGGCUUUUUCAGGAAGAACUAGAAACCUGCUUGAGGGCCUGGUCAGAGAAGGAUCAUUUAAAUGGUUGCUUGGCAAGAGGAGUUAUUUUGAUGACGAAUUCGAGGAGAUGAGGGAUUCUCCAUCUGCUGGGAGGAAUUGGAUACAGGAGCUCUCUCCAGUCGCUAAUAUAGUUGUGCGUAGAUGCUCCAAAAUCCUUGAAAUCUCUUCAAGUGAGCUUCAAGAGGGUUUCAAUCAAGAGGCUUCUGAUUCUCUAAAGCAUCCAUCACGAUAUGCAAGGAACUUUUUGGAAUAUUGCUGUUUUAGGGCACUUGCUCUGUCUACGCAAGCGAUUGGUCAUCUGUCUGAUAAAAUAUUCCGGCGCUUAACAUAUGACAUGAUGAUAGCCUGGGAGACGCCAGAUGCUGGCAGCCAACCUUUACUUAAUGUGGAUGAGGACUUAUCAGUUGGUUUAGAAGCUUUCUGUCGAAUAGCUCCUGCAGUUCCAAUCAUUGCUAAUGUCGUCAUAAGUGAAAAUAUUUUUGAGGUGCUUAGUGCAUCUACUGGUGGACGCCUUAAGUUCUCCGUCUAUGACAAGUACUUAAGUUGUCUAGAAAGAGCAAUAAGAAAAAUGAGGAGCAAUUCAGACUCAUCUCUUCUCUCUGCUCUUCGAUCAUCUAGAGGUGAGAAGAUUCUGGAGGUAGAUGGAACGGUCACCACGCAACCAGUCCUUGAACAUGUAGGAUUAUCAGCAUGGCCUGGCCGGCUAAUCCUGACAGACCAUGCGCUUUAUUUUGAAGCGCUUCAUGUUGUAAAAUAUGACAAACCAAAGAAAUAUGAUUUAGCAGAUGAUCUGAGACAGGUCAUUAAACCUGAGAUGACUGGGCCAUUGGGUACUCGACUUUUUGAUAAGGCAGUCUUCUAUAACUCAGCAUCAUUAUCAGAACCAGUUGUUAUGGAAUUUCCAGAGUUUAAAGGUCAUGCUCGUCGUGAUUAUUGGCUAGCUAUCAUACAGGAGAUUCUGUUUGUUCAUAAAUUUAUAAACAAAUAUAAAAUCAAAGGAGUUGCUCGUGAUGAAGUACUUUUGAAGGCUGUUUUAGGAGUUUUGCGUGUACAAGCCAUUCAAGAUAUUAGUUCUGUAAUCACUAAAGAGUUCAAGGCUCUUCUGAUGUUCAAUCUUUGUGAUCAACUUCCAGGCGGAGACCUGAUACUAGAAUCCCUUGCAAAUAUGUCAAACUUAAGGGAUAUAGAUUGCGCCAAUGAUUCUAGGGCUGGAAGUGGAAUGAAUUCCAUCUCAGCCUUAGACAUGGUUCCUAACUUGGGAUUUGUUUUUGGUACAAGCGCAAAUACAUCCGAAGAAAGCAGGCUUGCUGUGGGCGAGAUAUCUGUUGGAGAAAUGACUUCAUUGGAAAGAGAAGUUAAAGAAUCAAAGAACAACUACAAAAAGGUAGAAUCUGCCAAGGCAACAGUCGAUGGAGUUAAAGUUGAUGGUAUUGACACUAACUUGGCUGUCUUGAAGGAGUUACUUUUUCCCAUAAAUGAACUCGGGAAGUUUCUUAAAUCUUUAGCAUAUUGGGAUGAUCCAUGGAAGUCUCUAGGAUUCUGUCUAGUCUUCAUUUAUAUCAUCUGCAGGGGAUGGCUUCGGUAUGCAGUGGCACUGGUGCUCCUGUUCCUUUCAGCUUUUAUGAUAAUGACACGAUAUUUUAGCCAAGGCAGGCCUGUGGAAGAAGUUAAAGUAGUAGCUCCUCCGCCGAUGAAUACAAUGGAGCAGCUUCUGGCUGUUCAGAAUGCUGUCACUCAUGCCGAACAGUUCAUACAGGAUGGUAACAUCAUUUUGCUCAAGUUACGUGGCUUGUUUCUCUCCAUUUUCCCUCAGGCGACGCAGAAGUUUGCCCUUGCUCUUGUAGCAACAUCCUUGGUUUUGGCUGUAUUACCCAGUAAAUACUUAGUCCUAAUUGUGUUUUUGGAGAUAUUCACAAGGUACUCACCUCCGAGAAAAGCCACCACGGAGAGAUUGUCCAGGAGACUCAGAGAAUGGUGGUUCAGUAUACCCGCGGCUCCCUUUGUGCUUGAAAGAGAUAAAGACGACAAGAAGAGGAAGUAAUGUCCAUGUGCUUGAAAUUCUGUCAAAUUCUGUACAUACAUACGUAUGGUUGUGUAGCGUUGCCCCAUGCGCCGAUGGUGAAGCUAUGACUAUAC